Messenger RNA from Electrophorus electricus (electric eel), 601 nucleotides. Its product is annotated as transmembrane 4 L6 family member 1. Gene Ontology annotation, cellular component: membrane. The record is from RefSeq and is a predicted model, not a curated record. Lineage: Eukaryota; Metazoa; Chordata; Actinopteri; Gymnotiformes; Gymnotidae.
UCUACAGGUGAUCAUGUGUACAGGAAAGUGGGCUAAGUGCACAGCAGACCUGCUGUUCCCACUGGCUCUGUGUUGCAUUGUAGCCAAUAUCCUUCUGUUUUUUCCCAAUGGAAAGGUGUGGAGUACAAAGAAGAUCACGGAGGCUAUCUGGUACUUACCUGGAAUCAUUGGAGGAGGAAUUCUGGUGUUCUUACCUGCUUCACUAAUAAGGGCAGUUGGGACAGAGGGAAGCUGCUUUUCUAACAGAUGUGGGAUGAUGCUUUCCAUGGUGAUGUCUGGUUUGGGGGUUGCUGGAACACUCUAUUGUAUUCUAGUCUCUGUGGUUGGGUUGCAGGAUGGCCCCCUCUGUGACACAGGAGAUGGCGUGUUUAUCUACCCUUUCUCCAAUCAGACGUUAAAUGAGAGUUACUUGUUUAAACAGGAAAUUUGGGAGGUGUGUGAGCAGCCAGAAAACGUGGUUCUGUGGAACGUGGUUCUAUUUUCAAUUUUAUUGGGUGUGGGAACCCUGGAGGCAGUGCUCUCCCUUACACAGGUGACCAAUGGGCUUGUGGGAUGCCUUUGUGGAACCAGCAUGAACCACAGACAGGCUUCUAUGGAUUAA